Molecule: messenger RNA, 1539 nt
Organism: Selaginella moellendorffii
Lineage: Eukaryota; Viridiplantae; Streptophyta; Lycopodiopsida; Selaginellales; Selaginellaceae
Product: pentatricopeptide repeat-containing protein At4g02750
Exons: 3
Coding region: 1-1539 (512 amino acids)
Molecular function (GO): protein binding
Source: RefSeq, a predicted model, not a curated record
AUGGGGAGCUGCGAGGAUCUCAGUCUCCAGCGUGAUGCACUGGCACGGCGGCUGCGAGCUUGCUCGGAUCUCCAGCUCGCCAGGCGCUUGCAGGCGAUCGUGAGCGAGAGUUUCGGUUCUUCGCCGGAUCUGCUGCUGGGGAACCUCAACGGGCAUCUCCGCGAGGCGGAAGCGGCCUUUGAGGCAAUGGAUCAGAGGAAUGUGGCAUCGUGGAACGCGAUGCUGUCGGGAUUUUCUCAGGAACAGGAGCUGGAUCGAGCGAAGGAGCUGUUCGAUCUGAUGCCCGAGAGAGACAUCGUGUCGUGGACAGCGAUGGUCAGCGCGUAUGCCCAAGCCAGGGAUCAUCGUUACUUGGCUGCCGCGAAGGAGAUCUUCGAUGCCAUGCCCGAGAGGACGCUCGUCUCGUGCAAUGCCAUGCUCACGGCCUUGCUCAAGAACAGGAGGAUGAUCGAGGCCAGAGAUUUUUUUCUCCAAGGGAUGCCCGAGACGAACACUCUAGGCUGGACUGCCAUGGUUUCUUCGCUGGCUGGCAUGGGAGACGUGAUCCAGGCAAGAUGCUUCUUCGACCGAAUGCCGGAGAUCACAGCUUUGGCCUGGAACUCGAUGAUCUCGGCCUACAUCGCAGUGGACAGGCUCGACCAAGCGGAGGAAAUCUUCCAGGGUGUGCCCGAGCACGACUCUCCAAGCUCCACUGCGAUGAUCGCGGCUUACGGCGAUGGUGGGGAUGUUGGCAAGGCCAGAGAAGUGAUGGAUCGAGCUCCCAGAGAUGAUCUAGCAGUGAGAACCGCGAUGCUGGUGGCUUAUGCCCGGAACGGGUAUAUCAACUCCGCCAGAGAGAUCUUCGAUGCCCAUGGCGUCGAUCGGCGAGAUGUGGCGAUGUGGAACGCGAUGAUCACCGCUCAUGCCGAGCAUGGCCAGAUCGAAGAGGCCAAACGGCUGUUUGACGAGAUCCCGGAGAGCAACGUCACAACUUGGAACGCAAUGAUCACUGGCUAUGCUACGAGCAGCCAUUGGCGCGAGGCAACCAAUAUCUUCCACUCGAUGCCGGAGAGAAACUUGGUUUCCUGGAACACCUUGAUCGGAGCUUACAACCCGUUUGCUCGUCAUGGCCGCGUUCUCGAGGCCUUGCUCCUUCUUCCAGAGAUGAGCUCGCAGGGAUUCUCGGCCGAUCGCGUCUCCUUCCUUGGGAUCCUCUCGGCUUGCAGCCACGGAGGAAUGCCAGAUCGAGCGCGCGAGCUGAUGCUCUCGAUCGAUCUCUCGUAUUUCGUGGAGCCGGCGGCCAAGCAGUAUGGGUGUAUCGUGGAUCUCUUCGGGAGGGGAGGAUCGCUCGAGGAAUGCGAGGAGCUUGUCAAAGAUUUGAGAGAAGGGGCGGAGAAGAGCGAGGCGUGGAUGAUCUCGCUGCUGGGAGCUUGUAGAACACAGGGCGAUUUGGAGCUUGGAUCAAAGAUUGUGAGGAAGUUGGCGGGCGAGAUGGAUUCGAGCUUGUAUGUGCUCUUGUCCAACGCUUUGUCUAAUAGUCCUGGUUUUACGCGAGGCUAG